AUGCCCUACGUCAAGUACUUUCAGAUGGCGACGGUGAAGCCCGACGGGCGCCCCGCGAACCGCACGGUGGUGUACCGAGGGUUCCUGGGCGACACCCCCGACAUCACCAUGGUCACUGACCUGCGCAGCGGCAAGGUGCAGGAGAUCCGCGCCAAUCCCGCGGGUGAGUUCGCGUGGUACAUGCCCGAGACGAGGGACCAGUUCCGCAUCGCCGGCGACCUCACCGUCGUCGCGCACGACUCGGCGACGAUGCAGAAGGAGCGGCAAGAGGCGUGGGCCAAGAUGAGCCCCGGGGGGAGGGCGCAGUUCGCGUGGCCGGUGCCGGGGUUCCCCCGGCUGGACGACGAGAAUCCGGACGCGUUCGACAUCCCCGAGGAGCUCAUCUCCGAUCCCAACGCCGUGCUCGAGAACUUUUGCCUCGUGGUGAUGAGGGUGGACGAGGUGGACCACCUGAGCCUUCGCAAGAACCGGCGGUGGCAUCACACGCGCAAGGGCGGGACCGACGAGUGGGAGACGGUGGAGGUGAAUCCGUGA
Micromonas commoda is the source of this 534-nucleotide messenger RNA. RefSeq lists its product with no specific name. Gene Ontology annotation, molecular function: FMN binding. NCBI's taxonomy places the organism in Eukaryota, Viridiplantae, Chlorophyta, Mamiellophyceae, Mamiellales, Mamiellaceae. The coding region runs from base 1 to 534 and encodes 177 amino acids. The transcript has a single exon. The record is from RefSeq and is a predicted model, not a curated record.